GAAAGAAAAUGCAGACAGUUACCAAACCUCCACUCUCCGCCAACUCUCUUCCAUCGCCGGCGAUAGCAGACCAUCGCCACCAUCUUCUGCUUCCCAUCAGCAUUUGUCCCACCACCAUCCAUCAGUUCAAGCAACUCCACGCUCAGGUCCUGCGCUCAGGCCAUGACAAUUCCUUCUCCUUUCUCCUGUCUAAACUCCUCUCUUUUCCCUUUUCUUCCCCUCCGUCUCUCGACUACAUCCUCACCGUGUUCCUCCACUCCCCACAUCUCGACACACGCAUAUGUCACCGCGCACUCCGUACCUUCUCUCGCGCCCCCGAUGGCCCUCGCCGAGCUCUCAUUGCCUACGCUUGCAUUCGGCGUUCGGAAGUUGAGGUUGACCGGUUUAUGUUUCCAACGUUGCUUAGCGCUGCUGCUAAAUUUAACGGCGGGGAUGGUGUUGCUGCACGGAGGGAGGCUCAUGGGCUUGUUCUGAAAUUGGGGUUUCUGUCGGAUCCGUUCAUUCAGACAUCGCUUGCAGGAGCCUAUGCGGCUGGUGGAAUGGUGGAAGAUGCCCGCAAGGUGUUUGAUAGAAUGCUAUACAAGGACGUGGUCGCUUGGAACGUAAUGCUGGACUGCUACUACCAGGCUGGGCAGUACGAUGACACGCUGAUGCUUUUUGAAGCCAUGAGAAACUCUGGUUUUGUCCCUGACAAUGUGGUUCUUUCCACCAUCAUCACAGCCUGCGGGCGCACUGGAAAUCUGUCCUUUGGCAAAAAAGUUCACUCAUUCAUGACUGAAUCUAAAAUCAAGAUUGAUGAUCACAUUCAAAGUGCACUCAUUACAAUGUACUGCAACUGCAACUCAAUGAGCACUGCUCAAAACUUGUAUGAUCAGAUGUCUCACAAAAACCUUGUGGCUUCAACAGCCAUGAUCUUUGGCUACUCCAAGCUUGGAAAGAUUGAAAUUGCACGCUCAAUAUUCGAUCGAAUGCACGAGAAGGACCUUAUUUGUUGGAGCGCCAUGAUUUCAGGUUAUGUUGAGAGCGAGCAACCGGUGGAGGCUCUUAAACUAUUUAAUGGUAUGUCGGCAAGUGGAAUGAAUCCAGACAAUAUCACAAUUUUAAGUGUUAUUUCAGCCUGUUCUCAUCUGGGUGCCAUUGAUCUUGCAAGAUGGAUUCACAUCUAUGCCAACAAGAAUGGUUUUGACGGCAUUGUAUCGGUCAAUAAUGCUCUCAUUGACAUGUACGCCAAGUGUGGAAGCUUGGAAAUGGCUCAAACAAUUUUUGAAAAGCUUCCUCAAAGAAAUGUUAUUACUUGGACCACCAUGAUCACUGGGCUUGCCAUGCAUGGGGAGGGGAGGUCUGCACUAGAACUUUUUAAUGAGAUGAAGGCCAUGGGAUUUGAGCCCAAUGGUGUGACUUUUGUGGGUCUGCUCUACGCUUGUAGUCAUUCUGGUAUGGUUGAAGAGGGACGAUGUAUGUUCAAGAUGAUGAUUCAUGAGCAUGGGAUUGAGCCAAAGCAUGAACAUUAUGGCUGCUUGGUAGAUCUUCUUGGCAGAGCAAAGCUGCUUCAAGAAGCACAUGAGCUCAUAGAAUCCAUGCCUUUUCAACCAAAUGUGGUGGAGUGGGGGUCACUUCUGUGGGCGUGCCAGAUCCAUGGAAAUAUUGUGCUGGGCAAACUUGCAGCGAAGAAACUUUUGGAGCUUGACCCAGGGCAUGAUGGCGCUUAUGUCCUUCUGUCUAACAUUUAUGCAAAAGCUAAUCGAUGGGAGAAAGUUGAAGAGGUGAGGAGGUUGAUGAAAGACAGGGCUGUUCCUAAGGAGAAAGGGUACAGUUGGAUUGAAAUGGAUGGUGAAGUGCAUGAGUUUCUGGCGGGAGAUGACUCCCAUUCGAGGUCUGCUGAGAUCUAUGACAAGUUAGAUGAGGUAGUGAAGGCAUUGGAAGUUGCAGGCUAUUUUCCUGAUAUUGGGAGUGUGCUGCUCAAUCUGGAGGAGGAUGAGAAGAGGGCAGCUAUUCUCUUACAUAGUGAAAAAUUGGCCCUCUCAUUCGGGCUUAUUGGUUUGAAUCCGGGCUCAUGCAUUCGCAUAGCGAAGAAUCUUAGGGUUUGCAGGGAUUGCCACUCUUUUAUGAAGCUGGCAUCAAUAGUUUAUAAAAGGGAAAUUAUUUUGAGAGAUAGAACUCGGUUUCACCACUUCAUGGAUGGCAAUUGCUCAUGUAGAGAAUUCUGGUGAAUUUUCACCAUGCACUGGUGUAUGAUACGGCAGUGUUCAAAGAGCUGCAAUUUAAGACUCCUCCAUCAACGACCUCUGCAACCUUCAGCUCCAAAAUCCUUAACCUC
Messenger RNA from Phalaenopsis equestris, 2317 nucleotides. Its product is annotated as pentatricopeptide repeat-containing protein At4g14820. The record is from RefSeq and is a predicted model, not a curated record. Gene Ontology annotation, molecular function: protein binding; RNA binding; zinc ion binding. The transcript has 3 exons. Gene Ontology annotation, biological process: RNA modification. Lineage: Eukaryota; Viridiplantae; Streptophyta; Magnoliopsida; Asparagales; Orchidaceae. The coding region runs from base 9 to 2210 and encodes 733 amino acids.